AUGAAAUUUAAUGGGCAAGGAAUCAAAGCACGGUAUUGGAAAUUUGAGAGAAUUUGUGGAGAUAUUUCAUUUGGUAUGCUUCAAUUCUUUGGUGUUGCACCAUUCAUCCCAUACAACACAACCAAGGGUUUGUUGCUUUCGAGAGAUCAACAAGAAGCUCCACAUCUAACAUCUUACAAGGGAAGUGAAGUUAACACCAUUCUUCCAAUCAGUAUUUCCAUUUCCAAAGAAUAUGAUGAAACGCGCGAUAAUAAGUUACUUCCAACAUAUGAUAAUACAUUUGCUGAAAAUACAUUAGAAGGGUUAUUGGAUGACACUGCUGAAUAUGGUGUGUGUUGUCGUGGAGGAACUUUAAUUGUGAACUUUGAACAUAUUCACUUUUUCAAAUAUUUUGAAUAUUAUACUCAUUGUUUGUACGAUGGUGCCGAUCAAGAAUAUUAUUUCAGUGAUGUGAAAAUAUUUUACAAGAUUCGACCAAAUGAACCUUGGAUUCCAUUCCACAAAAAGAUUGAGAACUCCAAACGUUAUCCUUAUUUGAAUCGUUUUGAAAUUGUUGACUCUCCAACUGGAUUUAAGGCGAGAUACUGGAGAGCUUCACCGUUUCAUCCUUAG
Messenger RNA from Naegleria fowleri, 612 nucleotides. RefSeq lists its product as uncharacterized. The transcript has a single exon. The coding region runs from base 1 to 612 and encodes 203 amino acids. Lineage: Eukaryota; Heterolobosea; Eutetramitea; Acrasida; Naegleriidae. The record is from RefSeq and is a predicted model, not a curated record.